UUCCUUGUGUUUGUAGAGACAGACUCAGAGACGGAGAUUGCUCACAGCGAUGACUCUGGCGCUGUGGACUCUCUGUCAUGGAGCAUGUGUCUUCAGGACAUAGACCCUGUUGUAGACAGUUUACCACCACAGUCACGUCUGAGCUUCAAGGAAUACAGAGGCACCCAGACAGACGUGAGCAGAGCUGUGAUUCCAGCAGCGGUUCUUGCAGGUUACACUGGAAAUAGUUGUCCACUGCUGUGGCAGUUUCUGCUGGAGCUUCUGACUGACCGCAGCUGUCAGUCAUGCAUCAGCUGGACAGGUGAUGGCUGGGAGUUCAAGCUCACAGACCCUGAUGAGGUGGCGCUGCUCUGGGGUCGAAAGAAAAACAAACCCAAGAUGAACUACGAGAAGCUGAGUCGUGGCCUGCGCUACUACUACGACAAAAAUAUCAUAACCAAGACGGCUGGCAAGAGAUACGUCUACCGAUUUGUCUGCAACCUGCAGGACCUGCUGGGAUACGAGCCAGCAGAGCUACAUGCUAUACUGGACAACAAUCACAGAAAGCAAGAGUGACUUUACUACAAGAACAUCUGAAGGUUGAAGUAAAAAAUCCC
This is a messenger RNA of Cynoglossus semilaevis (tongue sole), 596 nucleotides long. Its product is annotated as protein C-ets-2-like. Gene Ontology annotation, cellular component: nucleus. Gene Ontology annotation, molecular function: DNA-binding transcription factor activity, RNA polymerase II-specific; sequence-specific DNA binding. The transcript has 3 exons. Gene Ontology annotation, biological process: regulation of transcription by RNA polymerase II; cell differentiation. Bases 85 to 555 code for a protein of 156 amino acids. The record is from RefSeq and is a predicted model, not a curated record. NCBI's taxonomy places the organism in Eukaryota, Metazoa, Chordata, Actinopteri, Pleuronectiformes, Cynoglossidae.